Debaryomyces hansenii CBS767 is the source of this 1032-nucleotide messenger RNA. RefSeq names its product DEHA2A08316p. The coding region runs from base 1 to 1032 and encodes 343 amino acids. The record is from RefSeq and is a predicted model, not a curated record. NCBI's taxonomy places the organism in Eukaryota, Fungi, Ascomycota, Pichiomycetes, Serinales, Debaryomycetaceae. The transcript has a single exon.
AUGUCUCUUCCUCCUUAUGAGUCAUCGAAAGGUAAUGAAGGUUAUCUAGAUGAUGUCAAAAAGUCUGGGCCCCCAGAUGAUGUCAAAAGUUCUGGUCUUCCGGCAUAUGACCUAGAAUAUGGAUUGCCAGAAGGUCCUAACUUUAUUCGAAGAGAAUUUAUUUUUUGCAAUAUGCAUUGGACCACAGAUACACUCGCAUUCACUUCUAGUGAUUCAGUUACUAAAUACAAGUCGUUCAAGAAGGUUCCAGCGGAUUCUGAUAAUUUUAAGCAUGUACUGAAUCUACAGCAACAAGGUAUAGGGAUGCCUUUGAUGGAAGCAGUAUUCAGUUGGACGCAUAGCUUUGGAAAUGGUAAAUUUGCUACCAUAUAUAAAUAUUUGCCUCCGCUGCCAGGAUCGGGUAGGUUAUUUGAUAAGAAACGUGAUAGAUAUAAGUUCUGCAGUGUUCGUAAAAAGGCUGGUCCUCAUUAUUCGCGAUACACAUUUACGAUUCUGCCUAAACCUGAAAACCCAUCAGAGACGUUCGAAUUUUCGAUUUUCUUCCAUAGUAAAUUGCCUAUUGCAGACGUUACUAAAUGUGAAAACAGUGAUCAGAGAUACAGAUGGGUGCAUUCUGAAUAUCAUGCCCUUAUGCUGAACUUUACCUAUUCUUUGUAUGCUUUAGAUGAGCAUCAAACUUCCAUGAUCGACAAUAUAGAUGCCGGGAGCCAGAAAUUGGACAAAAAAAAUCCUUUGGUAUACAGUUCUCUUGGUCAAUUGUUUAAAUUUGAAUCGACAACGAUUAAAGAUGAAUAUUUAUCUCUGGUGAAAUCCGGUGAAUUAAUCCAUUUGAAGGAAAAAAUUAUGAUCACCUCAUAUCAAGAAACUGCUAAACUUUUAUUACAUAUUGAGAGAAACUCACAUUCUACAGACCUUGAAAGUGUUAACUCUGUGGAAUUACACGAAUUAAUCAAUAUGUGUAUGUCUUUUGUUAUAAAAAGACGUGAAGAACUUAGAAUAGAAUCUGCAAUAGCAACCGUAAGCAGUGCUUAA